Molecule: messenger RNA, 2951 nt
Organism: Aquila chrysaetos chrysaetos
Lineage: Eukaryota; Metazoa; Chordata; Aves; Accipitriformes; Accipitridae
Product: gastric inhibitory polypeptide receptor-like
Exons: 16
Coding region: 1332-2921 (529 amino acids)
Biological process (GO): adenylate cyclase-modulating G protein-coupled receptor signaling pathway; cell surface receptor signaling pathway
Cellular component (GO): plasma membrane
Molecular function (GO): peptide hormone binding; gastric inhibitory peptide receptor activity; G protein-coupled peptide receptor activity
Source: RefSeq, a predicted model, not a curated record
CCCGUGGGUGAGGCUGGACCCCCCCCCCCCCCGGGGCUGACAGCGGGGCACCCGUCGGUAACGGUGGUGCCCUACCGGGUGACCGUGGACCUCCACGAGUCAGUCUGGAGCACCCGUGGGUGGUGCUGGAGACCCCUGGGGGACACUGGAACAGCCGUGGGGGACAUUGAAGACACCCCCGUGGGUGAUGCUGAACCCCCCGGGUGAUGCUGGAACCCCCUGGAUGAGACUGAAUCUCCCUGCAUGACACCAGGGCCCACCUCGGUGACACUGGACCCCCCUGGGUGACACUGGAGUACCCGUGGGUGAUGCUGGACCCCACUGGAUGACCCUGAAGUCCCCGUGGGUGACACUGGACCCCACUGGGUGACACUGGAGUACCCGUGGGUGAUGCUGGACCCCCCUGGAUGACCCUGAAGUCCCCGUGGGUGACACUGGACCCCACUGGGUGACACUGGAGUACCCGUGGGUGAUGCUGGACCCCACUGGAUGACCCUGAAGUCCCCGUGGGUGACACUGGACCCCACUGGGUGACACUGGAGUACCCGUGGGUGAUGCUGGACCCCCCUGGAUGACCCUGAAGUCCCCGUGGGUGACACUGGACCCCACUGGGUGACACUGGAGUACCUGUGUGUGAUGCUGGACCCCCCUGGGUGACCCUGAAGUCCCUGUGGGUGAUGCUGGAUCCCAGUGGGUGAAAAUGGGGCACCCGUGGGUGACACUGGACCCCCUUAGGUGACACUGGAAUAUCUGUGGGUGAUGCUGGACCCCACUGGGUGACACUGAAGUCCCCGUGGGUGACACUGGGGCACCCAUGGGUGAUGCUGGACCCCACUGGGUGACACUGGAGGGCCUGUGGGUGACACUAGACCCCCUUGGGUGACACUGGAGUACCUGUGGGUGACGCUGGACUCCCUUGGGUGACACUGGGGCACCCGUGGGUGAUGCUGGACCCCCCGGAUGACCCUGAAGUCCCCGUGGGUGACACUGGGGCACCCGUGGGUGAUGCUGGACCCCACUGGGUGACACUGGAGUGCCUGUGGGUGACACUAGACCCCCUUGGGUGACACUGGAGUACCCGUGGGUGAUGCUGGACCCCCCUGGAUGACCCUGAAGUCCCUGUGGGUGACACUGGACCCCACUGGGUGACACUGGAGUGCCUGUGGGUGACACUGGACCCCCUUAGGUGACACUGGAGUACCCGUGGGUGAUGCUGGACCCCCCUGGAUGACCCUGAAGUCCCCGUGGGUGACACUGGGGCGCCCGUGGGUGAUGCUGGUGCCCCCUUGGGUGACCCUGGACCCCCUCCCCAGGUGACCUGGAGCCCCGGGAUGUGUGGGGCAGCCUCCCAGCUACCCCCACCCGAGACGUGGGCCACGCUCCACACUACCACCAGGUCACGUUGCUCCGACUCGAGUCCCCACCCGGGUGCCCCCCCCCCCCCGUGCCCCCGCCCCUCCCGGGGGCGGUGCCGCCGGAGCCGGUGCCGGUGCCCCGAGGGCGGUGGAGCCCCGCAACGAGCCGCACACCCCCCCUCAGGAGCUGCUGUCGCCGUCAUGGGCCACCGGGCAGUGGCCGCACCUUUGCUCAACCGGGUCCUGCGUGGGGCAGAGGAGGAGCGCUCAGCCCAGGCGACGCUGGCUGCCUGGCGCGAGUACCGGCAUGCCUGCGAGCUGCGCCUGCGCCUCGACCCCCCGGCACCUGGACCCGUCUGCAACCGCAGCUUUGACAUGUACGCCUGCUGGGGGGACGCGGCCCCCAACAGCACCGUCACCAUCCCCUGCCCCUGGUACCUGCCCUGGCACCACCGAGUGCAGGGUGGGGUGGUGGCUCGGCGCUGCGGACCUGACGGGCGGUGGGUGACGGACGAGACGGGGCGGCCCUGGCGGGACCAUUCGCAGUGCGAGGACGUGGCGCCGGAGCAGAUGCUGCAGCGUCAGGCCUGGCUGCUGGAGCAGUUCCGUCUCCUCUACACCGUGGGCUACUCCCUCUCCCUCAUCGCCCUCCUCCUGGCACUGCUGCUGCUUCUGCUCUUCAGGCGCCUGCGUUGCACCCGCAACUUCAUCCACGCCAACCUCUUCCUCUCCUUUGUGCUGCGGGCGGGCGCCAUCCUGACACGGGAUGCGCUGCUCCAGCGCCGCCUGCGCCCCGGUCCCGGGCACCCCCUGCAGCUGCUGGGCCAGCAGCAGGCAGUGACAGGGUGCCGGCUGGCCCAGGCUCUCACCCAGUACUGUGUGGGGGCUAACUACGGGUGGCUGCUGGCCGAGGGACUCUUCCUCCACAAGCUCCUGGUGCUGGCAGCCUUCUCCGGCGAGCGCUGCCUCCCUGCCUUCCUCCUCCUCGGCUGGGGAGCUCCCGUGCUCUUCGUGGUACCAUGGGUGGUGGUGAGGUACCUCUAUGAGAACGAGGGGUGCUGGGAGAGGAAUGAGAAGGCAGCAGUAUGGUGGAUCAUCCGCUGUCCCAUCCUGAUGGCCGUGGCGGUGAACUUCGUGGUGUUUGUGCGCAUCGUCCGCAUCUUGGUGGCCAAAGUCCGGGCGCAUCAGGUGUCCCGUGGGGACACCAGGGUCAGGCUGGCCAGGUCGACACUGACGCUGAUCCCGCUGCUGGGGGUGCAUGAGGUGGCCUUCGCCCUGGUGGGAGAGGGGCAGGGGGGUGGCACUCUGCGCCUGGUGCGGCUUUGCCUGCAGCUACUGCUCUCCUCCUCCCAGGGCCUCAUUGUCAGCGUCCUCUACUGCUUCGUCAACAAGGAGGUGCAGGCGGAGGUGCGACGCGGGUGGCAGCGGUGCCGCUUGGGUGCCCCAUGCCCCCCCGGCCCCCCUCGAGCCCCCCCCCGUGGCACCCGCCGCUACGUGGCAGUGGGGGGGCAGCACCCAGCACCCCCCCAUCCCGGGGGGCACCCGAUUGCUGAGAGCUGCUGCUGAGGUGGGGGUGGCACCUUUGGGUGCUGGUGG